AUGAGCGGGCGGGGCGAAGGGCAUCGGACUGGAUGGCGCCCGCGCCUCGGCAUUGGGGCGCCCUCCGUGUCCCACGGGGGCGGGGGUGCCUCGCCCGUCGGGGGUUCGUCGCCCGUGCGAGGGGGGCGGACUGGCAGUUCGUCGGGGUGGUGUUGCUGUCUCUCCCGCCUCCCCUUCUGGUCGGCAUGCUCGCAGAACCCCGGCACCGCCUUCAUCGUCUUCCUCGCCUGGGCGGCAAUGGUGCUGCUGGCGACCAGUUGGGGCCUGGCCUACCAGGACGACCUGACCUAUCCGCGCACGGGCUCUCACGCCCUACGCGACCGGCUCUGGACCCUCAUCCUCACCUUCAUGAGUGCCGCCUCCCCCCUCCUCCUCCGCCCAUUCGACGCGGUGUGGCCGCGGGUCAGGGCAAUGCGACUCACCUUCUGCUCCGUCACUCUGCGCGCAACGUCGCCAGGCGGGCUCUCGGUGCCAUUCCUCGUGACGGCGGUCCUGGUCUCGGUCUACUACCGCAUCACCCGACCCCUCAGCUUCAUCAUGGCAGGCCUGGUUCUGUCGCUGCUCGCCAAUCUGGUGUCCCUGGUGGCCAACGUGGUGGUGCACAUCACGGCCAACGAAAAGAUGCGCUUCGUCUGCUACCGCAUCGCCGACGAGAUCUACUGCGGAACCAAGCUGCAGGAGCUGUGCACGAUGUUCCUGUUGGGCUUUGACGGCGUCGUCUGUUGCCUAGGCAGCAUGCUCAUCAUCCUCGUCUGCACGAUCGGGCACGCCUACAAGCAGCGAAAAAAGAUGAAGCGGGUCAUCCGCGCACAGGAGGCCGACUUUGACUUCGUGCUGCACGUCAAUUCCUGA
Molecule: messenger RNA, 852 nt
Organism: Acanthamoeba castellanii str. Neff
Lineage: Eukaryota; Discosea; Longamoebia; Acanthamoebidae
Exons: 5
Coding region: 1-852 (283 amino acids)
Source: RefSeq, a predicted model, not a curated record